AUGGAUGAGGAAAACAUGACGAAAAGCGAGGAGCAGCAGCCUCUGAGUUUGCAAAAAGCCUUACAGCAGUGCGAGUUGGUCCAAAACAUGAUAGACCUGAGCAUCUCCAACCUGGAAGGGCUUAGGACCAAAUGUGCUACUUCCAACGACCUCACACAAAAAGAAAUCCGGACCCUGGAGAGCAAGCUGGUGAAAUACUUCAGCCGGCAGCUGUCCUGCAAAAAGAAGGUAGCCCUGCAGGAGCGCAAUGCCGAGCUGGACGGCUUCCCCCAGCUCCGGCACUGGUUCCGGGUCGUCGACGUGCGGAAGGAAGUCCUGGAGGAGAUCACCCCGGGCCAGCUGAGUCUGGAGGACCUCUUGGAGAUGACGGACGAGCAGGUGUGUGAGACCGUGGAGAAAUACGGGGCCAACCGGGAGGAGUGUGCCCGCCUCAAUGCCUCCCUCUCCUGCCUACGGAACGUCCACAUGUCAGGAGGCAACCUUACCAAACAAGACUGGACCAUCCAGUGGCCCACCACGGAGACGGGGAAGGAGAACAACCCCGUGUGCCCCCCGGAGCCGACCCCGUGGAUCCGCACCCACCUCUCCCAGAGCCCCAGGGUCCAGUCCAAGUGCGUCCAGCACUACUGUCACGCCAGCCCCAGCCCAGGGGCCCCCGUGUACACCCACGUGGACAGGCUCACGGUGGACGCCUACCCGGGCCUGUGCCCGCCCCUGCCACUGGAGUCGGGCCACCGGUCCCUGCCUCCGUCGCCCCGGCAGCGGCAUACGGUCCGCACCCCGCCGCGCACCCCCAACAUCGUCACCACCGUGACCCCGCCCGGCACGCCACCCAUGAGGAGGAAGAACAAGCUGAAGCCCCCGGGGACCCCGCCGCCCUCUUCCCGGAAGCUGAUCCACCUGAUCCCGGGGUUCACGGCCCUGCAUCGGAGCAAGUCCCACGAGUUCCAGCUGGGUCACCGCGUAGACGAGGCCCACACGCCCAAAGCCAAGAAGAAAAGCAAGCCGUUGAACCUCAAGAUCCACAGCAGCGUGGGCAGCUGUGAAAAUAUCCCCUCCCAGCAGCGCUCCCCGCUGCUGUCCGAGCGCUCGCUCCGCUCCUUCUUUGUGGGACACGCGCCCUUCCUGCCCUCCACCCCUCCCGUCCACUCCGAGGCCAACUUCUCCUCAAACACACUGUCAGUGCCACGCUGGUCCCCACAGAUCCCUCGCAGAGACCUCGGCAACUCCAUCAAGCACAGGUUUUCCACGAAGUACUGGAUGUCUCAGACAUGCACAGUCUGUGGGAAGGGGAUGCUUUUUGGCCUCAAGUGUAAAAACUGCAAGUUAAAGUGCCACAACAAAUGCACCAAAGAAGCCCCACCCUGUCAUCUUCUGAUCAUCCACCGAGGGGAUCCCGCAAGGUUAGUCCGGACAGAGUCUGUUCCGUGUGACAUCAACAACCCUCUACGAAAGCCACCCCGGUAUUCGGACCUGCACAUCAGCCAGACGCUCCCUAAGACCAACAAAAUCAACAAGGACCACAUCCCUGUUCCUUACCAGCCAGACUCUAGCAGCAAUCCCUCGUCCACAACAUCCUCCACGCCCUCCUCGCCAGCGCCCCCACUCCCUCCCAGCGCCACGCCGCCUUCUCCCCUGCACCCUUCUCCACAGUGCACAAGGCAGCAGAAGAACCUCAACCUGCCAGCGUCCCACUACUACAAAUACAGGCAGCAGUUCAUUUUCCCAGAUGUGGUGCCGGUGCCAGAGACGCCGACCCGGGCACCCCAGGUCAUCCUGCAUCCAGUGACCUCGAAUCCAAUCUUGGAAGGAAAUCCAUUACUUCAAAUUGAAGUGGAGCCAACCUCAGAGAACGAGGAGGGUCACGACGAGGCCGAGGAGUCGGAGGAUGACUUUGAGGAGAUGAACCUGUCCCUGCUCUCGGCCCGGAGCUUCCCGCGCAAGGCCAGCCAGACCAGCAUCUUCCUUCAGGAGUGGGACAUCCCCUUUGAACAGCUGGAGAUCGGCGAGCUCAUCGGGAAGGGCCGCUUCGGGCAGGUGUACCAUGGCCGCUGGCACGGGGAGGUGGCCAUCCGGCUGAUCGACACUGAGAGGGAUAAUGAAGACCAGCUCAAGGCCUUCAAGCGGGAGGUGAUGGCCUACAGGCAGACGCGGCACGAGAACGUGGUGCUCUUCAUGGGCGCCUGCAUGAGCCCGCCCCGCCUGGCCAUCAUCACCAGCCUCUGUAAGGGCCGGACACUCUAUUCUGUGGUCAGGGAUGCCAAGAUCGUCUUGGAUGUCAACAAAACGAGGCAGAUUGCCCAAGAAAUUGUGAAGGGCAUGGGCUACCUCCACGCCAAGGGAAUCCUGCACAAGGACCUCAAGUCCAAGAACGUCUUCUAUGACAACGGCAAAGUGGUGAUCACAGACUUCGGGCUCUUCAGCAUUUCCGGGGUGCUGCAGGCUGGCAGGCGUGAUGACAAGCUGCGUAUCCAGAGCGGCUGGCUGUGCCACUUGGCCCCGGAGAUCAUCCGCCAGCUGUCUCCAGACACAGAGGAAGACAAGCUCCCCUUCUCCAAACACUCGGACGUCUUUGCGCUUGGGACAAUCUGGUAUGAACUCCAUGCCAGAGAGUGGCCUUUCAAGACCCAACCAGCAGAGGCAAUAAUCUGGCAAAUGGGCACAGGCAUGAAACCCAACCUCAGCCAGAUUGGCAUGGGAAAAGAAAUCUCGGACAUUCUUCUCUUCUGCUGGGCCUUUGAACAAGAAGAGAGACCUACCUUCACCAAGCUUAUGGACAUGCUGGAGAAACUGCCAAAGCGAAACCGCCGCCUGUCUCACCCUGGACAUUUCUGGAAGUCUGCAGAGUAA
Lipotes vexillifer (Yangtze River dolphin) is the source of this 2850-nucleotide messenger RNA. It is a transcript of the gene KSR2, whose product is annotated as kinase suppressor of ras 2. The transcript has 19 exons. NCBI's taxonomy places the organism in Eukaryota, Metazoa, Chordata, Mammalia, Artiodactyla, Lipotidae. Bases 1 to 2850 code for a protein of 949 amino acids. The record is from RefSeq and is a predicted model, not a curated record. Gene Ontology annotation, cellular component: plasma membrane; cytoplasm; cytosol. Gene Ontology annotation, molecular function: ATP binding; protein kinase activity. Gene Ontology annotation, biological process: Ras protein signal transduction; calcium-mediated signaling; protein phosphorylation.